ACAAUCUACUAUUUCACAAUAAUAUACUUCAUAAUAGAUAAAAAAUAAAGAAGAAGAAGAUGGCAGCAUCGUCCAGCUCUUCCAAGUCUUCUUUGGCCAUGCUCAUGAAGGUGGCCAUGCUGGUGGCGCUGGUCUUGGUGGCGACGGUGGCGGAUGGACAGAGCUGCAAUAGGCACUUGAGUGGACUGAACGUGUGUGGUGAGUUUGUCGUUCCUGGAGCGGACAAGACGAACCCGAGUGCCGAGUGUUGCAACGCUCUUGAAGCAGUGCCGAGCGAAUGCCUUUGCAACACGCUUCGCAUUGCCUCUAGGCUUCCCACUCGCUGCAGCAUCCCUACGCUUUCAUGCAGCUAAUGUUAUGGACGUGGUUAUAUUUAUGCAAGACAGAGAGGCAUGGGGAGAGAUCAUGGAGAUAAGAUAUUUAAGAAUAAAACUCUGAGUUUGAGCUGUAGUUUUUCCUUUUUUCUUUUCUGUUUGUCGCUGUAAAACCAAUGGGUUUGGAAUAAAAAGAUGAAUAAUAUCAAAUCAUAAAUUAUUCGAAUGGUUGAUAAAUGAAUUAUUGUUGUGGUGACAUCAAUAGCAUAAAUUUACAAAAGAAAAAGGCAAAUGAGAGAGUUGGCUGACAGUCACAGGAACUGUCUGUAGGACAUGAUUUCAAAUUUUCACCAUAGGUACUUUGAUGUGUGAUGGAUCUUGCGAUGGUGUCUAUUUGGAUAAGUUAUGGAUAAAUAAGGCUCAAAAAGUGAGAAAGAUUUGAUGAACCAUGACAGAGUAUUAAACAUCUUCGUGGGUACAACAUCACCGGAAUGGCAAAACAACUCGCGGCAUAAUAUUACAAACAAACAAAAACAACAAGCAUUUUAUACACUGAAUGCGAAAACGACGCAACGUCCCUACUCGAGAUUGGUGUGACGACACCGUAUCGACUCAGGUGACUCGCCCAAAACCUCACCCAGUUUGUAAACAACCAUCUCGAACAACACGAACAACGCUCCUUCGUAAACACUCCCCAUCGGCAACAACGGCCUCCCUCCCUUCUCCUUCGCGCCUCCGCCGUCGCUCGCCAUCGUCUGCGCCGGGACGUAACAAACAUCCGUCGCGUGCUUCACACAGGACCCUCUCUCCGGCUGCGCGGUGACGAGCACGACCUUAGCGCCGGCAGAUUUCGCGACGGAGCAGAUCGCGUCGACGGUGGAGAAUCCUCCGGGACCGGCCGAGGCGAUGAGGAGAUCGGGAGACGAGAUCGGAGGCGUGGUCACGUCGGAGACCAAGUGGGAGGAGAGGCCGAGGUGGAAGAGACGCAUCGCGAAGGCUCUGAGCAUGAGGCCUUCGCGUCCGACGCCGUGGAGGAAGACGCGUGCGCCGCGGCGGGAGAUUCCGGCGAGCUCUGUAACGAGGAGAUCCAGCGGCUGUGGGUGUGGAUCGGUGGGAUUGGAGAAGACGGAGGAGAUCUGGUCGCAGAUUUGAGAGGAUAGUCUCGACAUUUCGUUCGCCAUUGAUGUGUGACAGAUUAAUGAUUAUCAAGUUCGACUGACUAUAUAUUAUAUGAUCUUCAUUGGUGCAAUAUGAACCACAUUUAUACAGAA
Messenger RNA from Raphanus sativus (radish), 1585 nucleotides. Its product is annotated as stamen-specific protein FIL1. Lineage: Eukaryota; Viridiplantae; Streptophyta; Magnoliopsida; Brassicales; Brassicaceae. Bases 60 to 353 code for a protein of 97 amino acids. The record is from RefSeq and is a predicted model, not a curated record. The transcript has 2 exons.